AUGGUGACAAAAUUCUACCAGCACAUCAUGGCCUUGGUGUUUGCCAUAAACGAGAUCAACGCCAAUUCCAAGAUCUUGCCAAAUAUCACAGUUGGAUUCCACAUCUACGACAGUUACCAUGACAUGAGGAUGACCUAUCGCACCACCAUGGAUUUGCUGUAUAAGCUGCAUAGAUAUUUUCCAAACUAUGAAUGUGACACCAGCAAAAACAUAGCAGCCAUCAUUGGGGGAUACAGUUCAGCGAUGUCCUUCUACAUAUCAGAAAUUCUAAGGGUUUACAAGAUUCCACAGCUCACAUAUGGCUCAUUUGCCCCAGAGAAGAUCACACACCUGUCAUCUUCUUUUUACCGAGUGGUUCCAAGUGAAGUUGAGCAGUACAUCGGUAUUCUUCGGUUACUGCAGCAUUUCCAAUGGACAUGGGUUGGGCUUCUAGCUGUGGAUGAUGACAGUGGGGAGCAUUUUGUGCAGGUCAUGGAGCCAUUGUUAUUUCAAAGUGAAAUCUGUUUGGCUUUCGUACAGAGAAUCCUAACCAAAGACCACUGGAAUGACAUGGAUGAUGUCACUGAUUUCAUUUUAAGUGCACGCUUAGCUUUUAGAGACAGCAGUGCCAAUAUAUUUAUUCUCUAUGGGGAAUCCACAGUCCUUAUAUUUCUUAAUACCCUGUUAUCUCUUGGUGAUCCCAGCUAUAAGGAAAAGACAUCACUUCGGAAAGUGUGGAUUAUGACAGCCCAAGUUGAUUUUGCACUAACUGGCCUUCACAGAGCCUGGGAUUUCCAGUUUUUCCAUGGGACCAUUUCCUUCACAAUUCACUCAAAUGAGAUCCAUGGCUUCCAGAACUUUCUUCAAGACAGAAAGCCUCAUCAGAAACAAGGAAAUGGUUUUCUCAAGGACUUCUGGGAGCAAGCAUUUGACUGUUACUAUCCGAAUCCCCAGGAGACAAGGAACAUCAGUGAAUUAUGUACCGGAGAUGAGAGGCUGGAGAGUCUUCCUGGGCCCCUAUUCGAAAUGCAUAUGAGUGGUCACAGCUACAGCAUCUACAAUGCGGUCUAUGCCAUAGGGCAUGCUGUCCAUUCUUUGUACUCAUCCAGAUCCAAUCACAGAGCAAUGGAUGGUGGUCAAAGAGUUAGACCCCAAGAUUUCCACCCUUGGCAGGGUGUCCCCAUUUCUGUGUGCAAUGAUUACUGCUACCCUGGCUAUCAGAAGAAAAAGAAGGAAGGGGCGACAUUUUGUUGCUAUAAUUGUGCACCAUGUCCGGAAGGGAAGAUUUCAAACCAGAAGGACAUGGAUGACUGCAUCAAAUGCCCACAAUCUCAAUAUCCCAGCAAGGACCAAGAUGGGUGCAUUCUUAAGUCAAUAACCUUCCUGUCCUUUGAAGAAACUUUAGGAUUCAGCUUGGCUUCGUUUGCUGUUUCUUUCUCCCUGUUCACAGCUGUGGUACUAAUAAUUUUCAUUAAACACAGAGAUACUCCCAUAGUAAAAGCCAACAACCGGAAUAUCACCUACAUUCUUCUGAUUGCUCUCCUGCUCUGCUUCCUUUCUUCGUUAUUGUUCCUCGGAAGACCGAGGAAGGAGACCUGCUUAUUUCGGCAAUCAGCUUUUGCCCUCAUCUUCUCAGGGGCUGUUUCUUGUGUGUUGGCCAAAACCGUCACUGUGAUUGUGGCUUUCAUGGCCACCCAGCCAGGAUCCUGCACGAGGAGGUGGGCAGGGAAGACUCUGACCAACUCCAUUGUCAUUUCCUGCUCUCUCGUUCAAGCUGCAAUUUGCCUGCUGUGGUUGGGAGCCUCUCCCCCAUUCCCAGAUUUCGACUCGCAGUCGCUGAAGGAAGAAAUUGUGGCAGAAUGUAACGAAGGCUCCGUUCCUUUCUUUUAUGUUGUCCUCAGCUACCUAGGACUUCUGUCCCUCAUCAGCUUGAUUGUGGCCUUCUUUGCCAGGAAGUUGCCGGACACUUUUAAUGAAGCCAAGUUCAUCACUUUCAGUAUGCUCAUCUUUUGCAGUGUCUGGUUGUCUUUUAUUCCAGCCUAUCUGAGCACAAAAGGGAAAUCCACGGUAGCCAUGGAGAUCUUCUGCAUCUUGGUCUCCAGCACUGGGUUACUGGGCUGUAUCUUUGUUCCCAAGUGCUACAUUAUUGUGCUUAGGCCUGAGCUGAACAGGAGAGGGGUACAGUCUCAGUUCACAUGGUGUGAUGGAACUCUCCAAGAGACCAAGAGUGCAUCUGUAGCCAAGGAUGAACACUUACCCCCAGAUCCUUCUGCAACACAGAGGUGUUCUUGGACAUACCAUGGAAUCUGCAAAGGACUCAGUCCAGCUAGGCCAUUUGGAAAUCAUUGCACUCUGGCAACAGGCAAACAGUUAAUAGUAAUGCAAGUAAUACAAUGA
Messenger RNA from Gekko japonicus, 2376 nucleotides. Its product is annotated as vomeronasal type-2 receptor 116-like. NCBI's taxonomy places the organism in Eukaryota, Metazoa, Chordata, Lepidosauria, Squamata, Gekkonidae. The transcript has 5 exons. The record is from RefSeq and is a predicted model, not a curated record. Bases 1 to 2376 code for a protein of 791 amino acids. Gene Ontology annotation, biological process: G protein-coupled receptor signaling pathway. Gene Ontology annotation, cellular component: membrane. Gene Ontology annotation, molecular function: G protein-coupled receptor activity.